Molecule: messenger RNA, 1562 nt
Organism: Aegilops tauschii subsp. strangulata
Lineage: Eukaryota; Viridiplantae; Streptophyta; Magnoliopsida; Poales; Poaceae
Source: RefSeq, a predicted model, not a curated record
UCGAUGCCCUCCUAUACAGAGGCACCUUCUGAGUCUGGGGAGGAGGAGUAUGUUCCUCAUGGCGAGGAGGAGGAGGGUGAGGAGGAGGAUGGCGAGGAGGAGGAGGCCGAGGAGGAGGGUGAGGAGGAGGGCGAGGAGGGUGGUGGAGGGGAGGUUGACCCCGAGUUGUGGGGUGACUUGCCACCGGGCGCUCCGUAGGGGUGGCUGCGUGGUAAUGCCGGACUACCUACACCACCUUCUAUCGAGGCGCACAAGUGGCUCAUUGAACCAGCGGGGACAAAUAACUGGAUCCUUCGCGGAAAGGGCCGUAAACCGAACGGCCUUAUCACUGUCCUGUUGAAGGAGUUUUGGCCUGGCCUAUUCUGCCCGCGGCCAGACAGGGACCCGUAGCUGCGGGUUUUGGCCACGAGCUGGGCCCACUACGAGGCUUGCAGCAACGCGGAGUACGGGACGGCCGCUAAGGCCGUGAUCACCAAAUUUUGGCAACUCUAUAGAGUUCUUGACGAGCACAAGGCCAGAGCCGACGUGGUCUUGCUUGCGGCUGCGAAGAAGAAAGCUUGUCAGUUGCAGUACGAGGUGCGCUAGGUUACCGUCUCGUAGUACUACCACUACUACCUGCACCAAAAGAUGACCAAAACUCAAGCGCAGAAGCAACGACUUACCUUGUACAGGGAGCAGUUCAUGAUGGUUGUUCCUCGUUGGUGCUAUGGAAGGCACGACGGAUGGGCGAGUUUGGUGGAUACGUGGCAUGGCGACGAUGCAGAGUUUGCUGCCAAGAGCAUCAAGGCUCGGGCUAACCAUGGAAAAGACGGGACACACGGCCAAGGAAACAGGAACCACUUGGGCUUCAAGGCCAUGAAGGAGGAAAAGUUGAAGAGGCCGCUCUCAGACAUUGAGUCGUGGAAGCUGGCCCGCGAGCGGAGUGAUCCCAAGGACGGCGAGAGCCAGUACUACGGCAAGACCGAGGAGCACCUGGAGUCUUACACUCAGAACUAUCAGAAGUUGCAUCCGGAUGUUCCUGUUCCUGAGGUCGCCCAGUCUCAGAUCGACGACACGGCGGUGGUGGCCAUCCAGGGGAAGUCACAUGGCCGGUAUCCGUGUUUCGAUGGCUUGAUCACUCCUUCGAUCUCGUACACAUGGCUUCGGGCUACCAACCCGAGCCAGUUAGAGAGUACGGGGCGUUCACAGACUCCCUUAGCUCGCCAGCAUGUUGCAUAUAAGGCCUUUGCCGAGCAUAGGAAUCUCGAGGUGCGAGAGUACUUGCAAUGAGUGAAGGCAAACGAUGAUUACAACCGUCAGAUGAUGACGGCUAUGUUGGCGUCUUGGAGUAACCGCACGGAUCCACCACAAAUGGGACCCCCACCACCACCUGCGGGAGAACCCCCACACAUGCCCACAUUCAAUGAAUGGGUGGCACUAGGCAGUGAUAGUCCGGGGACCGGUGGCUCGACUCCUGCUCCGUCGACCCCAGUCACUCCGAUCUGACUGAGUGAUGGUGGUCGCGGUGGCGGUUUUGGCGGAGGUGGUCUGGGCGGUGGUGGUUUUGGCGGAGGUGGUCUUGG